UGAGGCGGCUAGGCGGGGCGGUGGCGGCGGGAGGGUUGGUGGGGGGGGCGGAGUGGUUGGGGCCGGCGGCGGCCGCCGCGGCGGCGGGGUCAGUUCUCUUUAGUGUUUGCCGAUGUUGGAGGCGUCUCCAAAGUGUCCCUGGGAAGCAGUGACAGGUGAUGGCACAAGUUAAGAUGCAGACUACAGCAAACCUGUCCGGACCUACCAUGUCCCCUAUGGUGCUACCCCUACCAGUUACAACUACGAAUACACUUGGUCUGCCGUCCACAAUGAACGGAUCCAUUUCGGAAUCGGCUGCCAGCUGUAGCAGUCCUACUGCCAUCCUUGGGGAUCCUGCACCUUCUAGCAACUCACCAGACUCUUUAUUUACAGCUCCUCUCCAAGAUAACAUGGCAAACCCCAAAGAGAAAACUCCAAUGUGUCUGGUAAAUGAGUUAGCCCGUUUCAAUAGAAUUCAACCCCAGUAUAAGCUUCUGAAUGAAAGAGGGCCUGCUCAUGCCAAGAUGUUCACAGUGCAGCUGACACUCGGAGAACAGACCUGGGAAGCUGAAGGAAGCAGUAUUAAAAAGGCCCAACAUGCUGCUGCUAGCAAAGCACUGAAUGAAACCACCCUACCCAAACCAACACCUAGACCACCCAAAAAUAAUGUUAACAAUAAUCCAGGCAGUAUAACUCCAACAGUGGAGCUGAAUGGUCUGGCUAUGAAAAGAGGAGAGCCUGCCAUCUACAGGCCAUUAGAUCCAAAGCCAAUUCCCAAUUAUAGAGCAAAUUAUAAUUUCCGGGGCAUGUACAAUCAGAGGUAUCACUGCCCAGUGCCUAAAAUUUUCUAUGUCCAGUUAACUGUUGGCAACAGUGAGUUUUUUGGUGAAGGGAAGACUCGUCAAGCUGCUAGACAUAAUGCUGCAAUGAAGGCCCUUCAAGCUCUCCAGAAUGAGCCUAUUCCAGAAAAAUUACCUCAGAAUGGAGAAACAGGAAAAGAAUCAGAAGAAGAUAAAGAUGCAAACAAGUCUGAGAUCAGUGUAGUGUUUGAAAUUGCUUUGAAGCGCAAUAUACCCGUCAGUUUUGAGGUGAUUAAAGAAAGUGGACCUCCUCACAUGAAGAGCUUUGUUACACGAGUUACAGUAGGAGAAUUCACUGCAGAAGGAGAAGGCAACAGUAAGAAACUCUCAAAGAAACGUGCUGCAAUGGCUGUCCUACAAGAACUUAAGAAACUUCCUCCUCUUCCUGUCAUUGAAAAGCCAAAACUUUACUUUAAAAAACGUCCAAAACCAAUAUUGAAGACUGGACCAGAAUAUGGUCAAGGAAUGAAUCCCAUCAGUCGUCUGGCUCAGAUCCAACAGGCCAAAAAGGAGAAGGAGCCAGAGUAUGUUCUUCUGUCAGAGAGAGGAAUGCCUCGCCGUCGAGAGUUUGUUAUGCAGGUCAAAGUAGGCAAUGAGAUUACUACUGGAACAGGCCCCAACAAGAAAAUAGCUAAAAGAAACGCAGCGGAAGCAAUGUUGCUACAGCUGGGUUACAAAGCCUCUACUCCUCUUCAAGACCAGUCAGAAAAGCUUGGAGAAAACAAGAGUUGGAAUGGACAGAAUGUUGGGUUUCCUGAGCCAACAAAUAACACACCAAAGGGAAUACUCCAUCUCUCUCCUGAUGUUUAUCAAGAGAUGGAAGCAAGCCGCAACAAAUCAGCUCCUGGUACCACUGUAAGCUAUUUGUCGUCCAAAGAAAUGAGCCAGACUUCUAGCUCUUUCUUCAGCAUAUCUCCUACAACAAAUAGCACAGCUACGAUUGCCAGGGAACUUCUCAUGAACGGAACAUCCCCAACUGCUGAAGCCAUAGGUCUAAAAGGAAUAUCUCCUGCUUCCCCCUGUUCUGCAGUGCAGCCUUCAAAACAGCUGGAGUAUUUGGCAAGGAUUCAAGGCUUUCAGGUACACUACAGUGAUAGACAAAAUGGCAAAGAGUGUAUGACCUGUUUGACACUGUCUCCUGUGCAGAUGACUUUCCAAGGUAUCGGGAGCUCCAUUGAAGCCAGCCAUGACCAGCCCUUUCAGCAUCAGGACUCCGACCUGAUCACGUCGAAACAUCUCACGCAAGUAGGUCUCCUUCUCCCACCUUCCACUUGACAACUCUGUAACCUUUAGGGUGAGUCCAGCAUGGCCACAGCUGAGUGCCCGGUGCUCCAAGAGACAGUCCAUGUGCUGCUUUUGAUAUGUAGCACCAUGCUUCACUCUUGUUGUGUGGAGAAAGCUGCACCUCUUGGGUUGACGUUGCAGGCAGGAGUCAUCCCAUCAGGUUUUAGUUAGGCUCACUACGUUGUUGUCUGGUAUUUGGUAGUUUUUCCUCGUCUGCUGCGUUCCCCACAACUGUGUGUGGAAGCAUUUGUACAUGCUCUCUGUAUUCUUUAUCUUCUGUUUUGCAUUAUCUCAGUCUGGAUGUACGUGAUAGAACAUUUGCUUUUCCCUGGCAGCUGCCAAGUUUUCCUUGAUGAGCUCGAGAUCAAACGUUUCUAUUUGUUCAGAAUGUGUAAUCUUGCAUUUUCAAAAAGUGAGUUACUAAUUAACUGCCGAAUGGGAACAGAAUGUAAACCAAGGCGCAGCUGUCUCCCUGCCAGACCCUUUCAGUGCUCUCAUUCAGGGCUUCCCGAGCAGCUUCCCAAUGUGACUGCCUCUUGCUGAAGAUGCAGAAUAGGAUUUUCAGUGCUCUGUGUAUGCAUGUUUGUUUAUACAGUAAUGUCAGCUGGGUAUGAAAUGCUACUGAUGCAGUCUCUGGGUAUCUUACAUGCUUUGAAAUGAAAAAGAUGAUAAACAAAGACCAUGUUUGUUUUGGGGGCUGUUUCCUUCUCUGUUGAGGGGAAAAAAAAAAAAAAAAAAGGUGAAAUAUCAUAGUGACAACUAUAGGUGAAGUUUCACAAGAGUAGUGAGGUUCACAGAAUCACAGAACAGCUGAGGCAGGAAGGAACCUCUGGAGGGCAUCUGGUGGAGCCCCCCUGCACAAGCAGGGCCACCCAGCUGCCCAGGACCAUGUCCAGACAGCUUUUGAAUAUCCUCAAGGUGGGAGACUCUACCUUGGUGUUCCUUCCCAUUGACUUCAUCUCCAGUCCUGGCCGCUUCCUAAACCACUGAGCUGGCAGAAGGUAACUCAGGUUUUUAGCCAGCUAAGUGAGUUGAACUGGCCCACUGGGGUUUCAGUGAGUACCAGAGCUGGAGCAAGGGAGACAUCAGGACUGCCCAGCCCAGAGAAGAGGAGAGAGAGCCAUCCCCUUGCACAGCAGCAAGCUAUUAGAUCAGCUCACCCACCAUGUAAAAUGUCACUUGAAGAGGAUGAGGCAAAAAUUAACUGUGCAGAAAAAUUGUUUUCUUGUAGAAAUGUUUGUCUUAAACCUGUUCACUGUGCAGUAGCAUGACCUGGCAUAAAGAAGAGAAAAGGAAUGCACACAGAUGAAGGAGGAAGAACAGGAUCAUAGAGAGACCUAGAGAAGUUUAGCUGUUUUGGAACUGCACCCUUAGUAGUUGCUUUCAUUAAAAUACCUUAGCAGGCUUUCAGUGCUGUGUAGCAUGUGGAAGUGAAAAGAAAGGCAUUAACAAUGUGCAAUGAGCCAGCCUUCCAUGUACCACAGGCCAGCUGUUCUCUAUCCUUAGUCUGCAAUCUGUUUCUGGUUUGGUUUGUUUUGCUGUUACUUUAGGCCGAGCUGACCAGUGGUGAAAUGUAAAAAUCUUGAAUUUCCUUGCUGCUGUGGCUGAUAGGGAAGGGAAAAAGCUUAAAAGGGAAAUAUAUUGGAGAAGUUUGGGAAAGCUGAAAGUGUCAGUUUGCUGCCUUGUCACACUGCAACAGGAGACUCAGCCCACUUGCAGUACCAAGAAAUCUAACAGCUUUUUCCCUGGCAGGAAAAAACAGAGGGAAGGCAAAAAAGGUAGCUUCUUCUCCUAGUCAGCUGUUAAAAGUUGAUAGACCUACACCUACUAGAUAAAAGUUGGUGACAGAGCUGGAGACAAAAAUCAAGUGGGAGGAGACCAUCCCAAGUAGCUUGUCUUGCAGUUGGGAUUGACAAGGAUCUGGAUUUUUCAUCUUGACCCCUGACGGGCAGGAUUUUCCUUUUAAUAGAUAUAUUAAUUUUAGUUUCUAGGACUGGUAAAGCUUUCAAGCCUUAUGAAUGAAAACUAACACUCACUCAAAACCCAGUUGCCUACUUUGUAGGCACCUCCAUUUCAGACCAAGAAAGACCUUAGCAAAAUGUACACUCAAUUUGGUUGCCCACCCUCUGCUUGCCAGAGUUAUUCUGUGGCAUUUUCCGCACACAGUGUGCUAUGUCUGUUUGUUGAUACAUGUUUAAUCACUUGUCAUUUGAAGAAGUUGCUUAACACACUAAUUAUAUAAUUGCCAUUUCAAAAUACAUUUCCUUAACCAUUGUACAAGACAAAAUAAUGAUAUACACAUGUUGCAUCUGAAGAACUGUGCUUUUGCCAAAGUUCUGUUCGCCACCUAACUUUUCCAGUUCUCUUGAAAUAACAGCACAUGGCUGGCAUUACGCAUUUACCUAGUACAAAGGAAAUUUCGUAGGUUUUUGUUUGCAUAAUCAUCUGACAAACCCUGGAUGUACAUAGUGCAAGUAGAAACUAAAUUGGACAUCCUACACCCCUUCAUUUCAAGGAUUCAUUUCAAGAAGCCAGGAUCUCAUCAUAAAUGUUCUGACCAUAGUCUUAAAGGGAAAUUAAGGGGGUCAUGUUCAUAACUACAGGGGAAUAGCCAAGCUUAUGUACUGUGAAAUACAGUGGGGUAACAAAACUGAGCACUCUUCUCUGUCACCACUUUAGUUUCAUCAAAUCGGUGCAGUUUUCCUCUGACUCAGAGUUUAAACAACUUCUCCCUCUUCUUUUUGGGAUAGCUCUACACAGCACAACCAGCCCUAGUGGUGAGUUCCUCUAAGCACUUCUAUAAACUUGGACUGUCUUCCAGCACCAUGUUCCCACAGCAAACUCUGGUCAUGUGUUGCAUAUAUAUAACUUACACACUCAUUUCUUUGUAGUUUGGCCCAUGUUUUUUAGCACUGAGGCACUUUUCUCAGUCUGUUGUAGGGAAACUCAUGUCUAUUCUGGGUGGGGGUAGGAAUACUGGAGGAACAAAGGAAUAGCUUAGUCAAGUAAUGGGAAAAGUAUAAAAGUAGUGAUACAUGCAUAUUUAGUGCAAAUUAUGGCAAAUUCCUGUCCAAUUUAAAGUUCAGUUCUAAAGUUGCUGUCUUAGCUGUGCUACCUGUAACACGGAUAGGCAGAUUAAAGGUCUGGUUCUUUGCUGAGCAUGAGGAAGUUGUGGAGCCCUAUUUAGGAGCUCUAAGAUUAAACUUGGUUCCUAGACAUCUCUGGUGCAACAACAUUCUGCUUUCUUCCUUGGAUGUUUUUUAAAUACAUCAUCAAGAAAGAGCUGAAGAUUUGCCCUAGCUUGAUGGCUAAUGGUUUACCUGAGAAAAUUACUUCACUUUCCUUUUUUACAUUAUUGCCAUUGAUGCCCUGUGUCAAACAUCUCCAGUCAAAAAGGUGUUUAUCUUCAUUCCUAUAAGUCAUUUAGGAUAGCAUCUGAGUCUCUCUCUUGUCUCCCAAACUCAUUUCAUGUACAGGUUUUUGUAGUCACACUAGAUUUCUCAGAUCAUCGAGUCAGAACAUCCUACUUUUUGAGACAGGAGGGAGUCACCAACCAACCUUCUCUUCGAAGCAUCAAAUGUGCAAUAUCCUCGCUUGAUACAGGAAUUCCUACAUCCCCAGAAGCUCCGUAUGUGCUUGUGUCUUCCAUUUUGUAGCUCUUACAGACCAUCUGUGUUCCAAUACUAAUGUUUCAUUCCAGCAAGAUCCCUCACAUAUGCUAAAUCUAAGUCUACUUCCAAGUAAUUCACUCUCUCAAGGAUACAGGACUUGAGAUAAUAAACACUAAAAUGGAGGUAUCAAGCAAAACCAAAACAGUGAACUCUUAAGUUAAACUUUAAUUUUUAUACGUAUUUCUUCAUAUUCUUUCUUUGUCUUUCCCAUCAUUAGAGAGACUGUGAGACCUAGUUUUCCACAGAUCGUUACGGCUGUACAAAUAAUUGAUUUUACAGGCUAGAAUCCCCUCUCAUCCUUCAUGCCCUCAAAAAAAACAGUUCAAGCUGGUCCAAAAUAAAGAAAAAAAAAGCCUCUAGCCAAAAAAAAAAUAAUUCAUUUUGUAUUCCGGCAUUUGUAGUGAAGCUAGGAAAAUGGCUGAGAUUCACAGAACUGUUGGGAAAGAUUAUGGAUUACUUUACCUACAAGCUCAGUGGUUCACACACUCAUGCGAGGUGCAGAAGAUGUACAUUUUAUUCCAUGCCUGUCCCUGUGUGAGCAUGAACCCUCUGUAGGAACCCUCCUCAUGCUGCAGAGCGGCACAGAUGGGUAGCUGCAGGAUCACCAAGUGAUAACCACAGAGUAGUCAUCCUCUUCUUUGACUCACUAAACAGUGUGCUCAGUAGAGCUGCAUGAGCAGAAGAGUUUGGAGAAAUUCUCAUUUUGUAAUAUUAAAAAAAAUGGCAGUUAGGGUGCUGAUCUGAAAGGUGAAAAGAAGGAUUUAGAUCCUCCUGGGAGUGAGAGAGUCUUAAGCUCUGAUUUUCCACAGCCUAGUAUUGACCAUCAAGUGAAUCUUGGUUUUCACUACAAAUGGCCAAACCUGAGCAAACUAAAAGGGAUAACUUCAAAGUUUCUAAAGUUGUUUACAGUUGAAAUUGCAGAAUGCUCAUCCAAAGUCUGGGUGCAGAUUUAACCAAUACAAAACUUGUUUUUUAUUUCCACUGUAUACAUCUACAACCAACCCCAUCCCUGCCACCAGUAGGUAUCCAGCUGGUGGCGGCAUUGUCCAAACCUCCCAGCCACAUGCUCCUCAUGGCUGGAAGCUGCCACAUGAACCCCAAGCACAGAUUUCUAGGUCAGGCUACAAAGGCAAUUUGAGGUAGUAAGUCAUGUUCAGCUGGCGUCACUGUGUUCCUCAAAGGUACCCAGAAAGUCAUCUUCUUCCUCCCUUGUGUAAUUCUUCUAAGCAUAAGCUGCAGAUGAAAUGAUAGCUUCCCUUCCUCAGCAUUCAGCUGUCUAUAAAAAAGCUUUACAUUUGCUUCAGGAUUUUAAAAACUUGGUUACAUGGCAUGGAUUCAUAAAGGCCAUCUUGGCACAGGUUUAUACCUCUGGUGUUGCUGAAUCUCUUGUAUUGGCAGCUUGAUAAAGGAAGACAAAUGCUGAAAGCUCAGUUCUCUGAGUAGUCCAUGUACUUAUCACACCUCAGCUAUUUACAUAAAAAGCACACCUUUUGCUGAUAGUGGCUACAAGGCUCAUCCCAGUAAUGGAAAGAUUUUAGCUGGUUUGUGAGAUCAUAGAAAGCCCAUUUAACUAUUGCUUCAGAAUGUCAGGCUGUUCAGCAAGUCAGUCCUAUUUCAGAUGACUCCCUACAUGUUUCAAACUUUAACAUUUUUUUGAAUAAUUGGGGUAAUUUUUUGUAGCACAGCAUGCUGAUUGAAAUUACGAAUUGGGGAGAUUUCUGUGUUGUUGUAUUUGAUUCAAUACUCCAUUGUCAUUUAUGCAAAGUGGUACAAUAAUACACUGUCAGUCAUUUAGGGGGCAGCUGGGUGUACAUACACGAAGCUUUGUUCAUGCGAGUGGGGCUUCCUAGGGUGUCUCUCUUCAUCAAUGCAGAUAAUACUGCAGAACCUGGGGUUUGAUUUUGGAGUGUGACAAAGAACAGGUUCACUCUUUCAAGUUAAAUAAAAAAUAAACAGAGAUCGGUGUGUAGAACUCUUUUGUCAUCAUGUAUCCAUCCAUGCUUAUGAGGAAAAUAGUAGAAAAGAAAAAAAAUGGAAAGCAAUGUUUGCUAUGAUUUCUUAGAUGCAAAAUAGUUAACAAGAAGAUAUGGGUUUGAGAGAGAGGUAAGGAAAUCAAAAGGAGGCAUCAAAUGUUGGCUUGACCCAAAAAUGCUUUAAUCCCCAUUUGCCCUUAUAGAACAGAAGUAUUAGCACAGAAGAAGCCUGACAUGCUGGCAAAUACACAAUUUAGACAUGUCAAAAUACUUUGAGAAAAUUUCCAAAAAAAUGAAUGUUUUUUGGCCCUCAUUUAAAUAAACAGGAUCUUGUGGAGUUUUUUGGAACUCUCCUGAUAAAUAACACUUAAACCCCUUUUGAUCAAAUACCAUUUCUCAGGCAAUUACUUGUUCUUAAUUUAGAGGCCAGUUCAAAAGAUUGCUUCUUACCAUCAUUUAGCAAAGGUUCAACUGCUGCAGUUUUCUGAUCCUUUUAAAAAAGGCAAGCAGGGAGAGUUUACAUAAUAAAAGUUCUUUUUUUAUUCUCAAAUUAAUUGUUUUGAAAUAUGUCCCAGAUUACAUCAGUUUCUUACUUGCAUUCAUGUUGCAAGAUGGCGACUAUUGUAUAUUGUUAGUGAUGCAUUAAAUUAGUUGUUUACAUUAUAAAAUCUAAAUAUAUUAGAAUCUUUUGUGUUUGUCUUCAAAGAUUCCUAUUCUAAUAAAGCUUUCUGAAACAAGUAAGGUUGUCUUUUUUGUUUAGUUAAUGCAUCAGUGGAGAACCUAAAAAUUUGUAGCCUUUAGCCAUUCCGGUCUGUGUUUAGUAGAGUGUAAGGAAAUUAUGUUUGGGAAAAUAUAUAUUUUCAUUUAAAAGGGAAAGUUAUACUUUUAAAUUAAUCAUUUUGCGUUUAGAAAAGGUAACACCUGAGACAAAUGUAGAUGGGAAGAGCUGAAAUUAAUUUUCUUUUCUCAAAGACUGUUUUGCUGUGACUUUUAAUCAGAGUAAAAGAACUAUGUAUAGUGUACUGAAAAUAAAAAUUUUGGCUGCAUCCUUCGUAUUUCUGGUGGCUUUGUGUCUCUUUUCAGGUCAAAUUGUCUUUGAGGCUUAAGUGAUAUAAGACCAAUAUUCAGUAAAUAACAGUAUUUGGGAUUUUAAAGAAACUUGGCAAUUUGGACUCUCAGUUUUGCUCUCUAACAAAUGUUUUAGGAGAGACGAGAUGUGAAAAAUAAAAGCCGCCAGCUUUAAUGUGGCUGGAGCUGCUCUGUGAAAGUGAUUUUCACUGUUGGAGGAAGUUCAUGGACACAUUUUUAGCAGCAAAGGAGCUUCUUGAAGAGUCAGCUGAGCAGCGUGGCAAUGAAUGCCCACACUUUCCCCCCAACACUCUCCUUUUAAGUGCAAUAUGUCUUAGUUCUUCAGCUAGAGAAAUGACUGCUCUAAUACACUUUUUAGGUCUUACUGCAUCUGCCUUAGGAAUCUCUGUUUUGAUAUGUUUAGACAUUCCUCUUCCUAUCUUAACAGUGUUGCCAAGUCAUGAUAAAACAGGAGGGUUUUAUUUACCUGUCAAAAACCAAAAUAACUUGCAUGAAGCCAGUGACCAAGUAAAAUUGUCACAGUUAUACUUUAUAUCAACGUAUGUCACUGAAAGGAAGAGCAGCAAGCUAACUGUUGAGUUAGAAGCAAAUUAUUUUCUGUGUACAAGAUAUGCCUUUGAGGAUAACAAGCCAAGAGCACUUCAUAUCUAAAUAGCCUCUAGAACAUACAGCAAUAUGGCAAGAAUUGAGUUAUGGUGAGACUUGGGAAAUGUGACAAAAUAAGCAGUGGAAUGAACAGAACAGUCCUGAAACCAGUUGGAAAAACAGGAAGUAUAGAAUUUGAUGAAAUUAUGAAAUAUCUUGAGGAACAUCUUGUUUCUGAUCAUGACUAAACAGCGAGAAAAAUGAUAAGGAAUAAACUGGCUGUUUUCAAUAAAACUUCAACUUCAGACAAAAAAGCUAAGUGAUUAAAAGCUACUUAAGACUGUUUUGAUUAAAUAAAAAAAGGUAGCAUUUUGAAGUGUAAGAUUAAAAAAAAGGAAUAUAAUUAUUUGCUUGAAAGACUUUUUUAAUUGAAAAAAGCAUGAGAAGGUAUGAACCAGUUUGAUGUAACUGCCUGCCAGAAGUUGUUUCAAAGGUUAUCACUUACUGAGAUAUUUAGGCAAGAUGUGUUCCAUCAGCAGCCUAAGGACAGUGCUGUGUGUAACAGGAUAGUAGCACUCAUGAUAACUGAACAGUUUUAGUAAAGUUAAAGGUUAAUAAUGAAGCUUCAAAAAUAAUAAACUGUGAUCCAAAGUGUAAGGUAUGAGUUAAAGCCUUGAGAGAAAAAUUAAAGGUUGCAUUUCAAAUAUAUGCUCUAAUUCUGGAAUUCUGAUUUGAGAUUCCUUAAACUACAGUAUUCAGAAACAAAGAGCACCCACAGCUUUUAAACAACUGCAUGCUUUCUCUUUUUUCAGGAGCUUUACCCAUUCAGUUCAAGAUGAUACUAGAUGAGUAUCCAUGCCACUAGUUCAUUAAGAAAUUCUGACCAAAUGUCUUGAUCCUGUAAACAUUUUCAUAUUCAUAUAGGUCUGCUUAUGAGUCGUCCCAUUAGAUUACCUGAUGAUCCGUCUGUGAAAAUGUACAGGCAAUCAGAAAUGCAGGUUCAACUGAUGUGAAUAGAAGUUGAUCUGAGGUGAAAUACCAAACGUAGCUACAUUGCCUGGGGUUAGUAUCCCGUCUUUAUUUUGGCUGGGAUCUUGUCUAAGUGCAUGAAAGUAAAACACGGCAUCUCUGAACACAGUCACACUAAGAACUGAUGUUCCUACAGUCAGUUUUUUAUGUCCAAACUGCAUGAAAGCUGCAGUUUCUACCCAUAUCUCACUUUUUACAGUAGAACAAAUAAUGUGUAUUUUUAACUGCCUUUUGCUCUUUCAGUUUUCUAAGUCACAGCUGGUACUUGCAUGCACAUUGCCUCCUGCUGGCCAAAAGUAACUGAAGGGGAAAUUUUUGUCAAUGGUUUUAGAAAAAGGUGGAAGGAAGUAUAGAAAAGUAAAGGCUUGUUGGAAUCACAGGAAUUCAUGGCCCUUGUCCUGAUGACAGAUAUGUGUGCUGGGUUGUAUCUUGAAGAGCCACGAUGUCUCACAGGUCUACUUUUGAGUAGUGCCUCUUACUUCUCUCCUAGACCUCCCUUGGAAACCUGGUUCCAGAUCACAAACCAUUUCACAGUUGAGAGAGCAGCAGCCUGGAGUAUCAAAGACUUGUAUUUGACUGAUGGUUUGAGCAAGAGUGCAAUUUUGACAGGGAUGGUCUUUUGUCAGAUGAAACAAGACUCUAGGGCCUAUGUUACAUACUUAUGCGUUCCUGACCACGUUCUCCAUUUCAAGUAAGAAUCAGAAUGUAAGCAAGCCAAGUUACCAGACAAAAGUGGUAUAACCAUGUGAUAUACUUUGGUUUCUAACAUACGAAGAAGUCAGAAAAGGCCUUUCAGGUCUUGAAAUGAACAGUGUGAGUGUGCUGGUAUACUGCGUUUAUGCUGUGAACUUACUUGAAGACCACAUUUCAGAGUUUGCAGCUUAAACUUCCAUUACAUUCUGUGUCUGGCAGAAAAAAGAAAAGGCUCAAUAUCACUCUUUCCCUAUUGUAGUCUGAGAAGUUGUAUGUCUUUCUUCUUGUCUGUUCUGCCUUUUACAGAAUCUUAUUUUUGUCUCCCUGCUAAUCUCUCUCAUAGGUGCUACAGGCCCACUGUUAGGUUACCCAUACCUUCUGUCAUAAGCAGAAUAACUUAAGCUUCUUUAGUCUUGAAAUGCAGAGAUUUUACACACCUUAUUCUUCUAACUCUUUUUCAGAACCAUAUAAUCUGUCAAUAUACCUUUUAAAAUUUGGAGUUUAGAGCUGAGCAUGGUCAAGUUCUAGAAUAUCGAUGCCACCUUUAAAGACAAUAACACUUUCCUGUUUCCUGACAUCAUGCUGACUAUGUGUCUAAGGGUUUGCUGCUGUAGCUUUUGCAUUACUUUUACUAGUGUAGUUUGUUCCUUUUUUAAAAUUUUGUCCUUUUUUUUUUCUGGAGUAAAUGAGCUGCAUCUGAAUGAGAUGGAACUUGCAUCAUUGCAGAUUACCUGUUGAAAGUUCCAUUUUUAUAAUGAUUACGUGUCAACAUUACAGGUUUGCUCUGAAAUAGCUGCUUUUUUAUAAUUUAUUGCUCUUUGCUGGGGAGAAAGCAGUGAAUGCAGCAAGAAUGCAUUCUCUGUGUUGAAAGUAGGUCUUCACAUAUAGAAAACGAGAUUCCAUUUCCCCUAAAUUUCAUUAUUUCAGGAGUUGCAUUCCUUCAGUACUGGGAGUAAAGUUCAAAAUGUUAAUAUGCUGCUAUGAUUAGGAUGCUUUUGAUGAAUGUGGUCUGUAUGAGGCUGGGCUCCUGUUCAGAAUCAAUCAAUCAGUGCCCGUUGAGUUGUUGUAAGUAAAGCUCAUUAAAAGUUGCAUUUGCUGAGGAUGUAUUUGUGUUCUCUAAAUAAUCAUUCUGUAUAUUCUCUAUGUAAUAUCCUUACCUAGUCUUAAACAUUACGGAUAAAAUAAAUCUUAAAAAAUGCAAGUUUUCUUUCUACAAAUGCACGGGAAGCAAUCCUGUGGAAACCAAUUGGUCAGUCCAGUCUUAGGUCAAAAUACGAUUUUGAAUAAAAUAAAACUAAGGUUAUGAGUGGAAACAAAAUUAUUACAAAUUACCUCAGAGCGAAAAAAAUAUACUGACAUGCUGUCUGUACAACAUAGGAAGUAAUGUCUAUAUUUUAUGUCCAUUUUUACAGAAAUUGUGAAAAAUUACAAGUCAAAUUACAAAGCACUUAUGCAAGUAGUUAAAAUUGAUUCCCAAGGAUUACUUGUACGUUAAGGUCAAGCAUUUUCAAGAUCUGCCCCAGACUAUAUGCAUCUAUCAACAUACUUAAAACAACUUGUUCCUAUGGUGUAUACUCUAUAAAUUAAUAAUCUGUGUAUACAUCAGAUACACAAUCAAAUGAUAUUUCACGUUUGAAAUAUAUUUAAAAUAUUUUGAUAUGAACUUCUUCAGUACCAUGUUUUUUCUGCUGAAAUCUGAGAUGAUCUCUUUAAUUGUGUAGUGUUGUAUUUCAGUAAUUCAAGUCACAGUGCAGGUGGUACAUGCAGUUUACUGAUGUUAGAGAUAGUAUUUAAACAACUCCAUGCUCAGAGGUAGUAUAUCAAAAGUUUUUAAAUUGAGGGUGACAGGAACUGGUGCUGCACUUUCAUGUUAUCCAGCAAUGUGGAAGAAUUUUGACAUACAGCUGAAAUGAUAAAACUACAUCAGUUUUACUGUCUGACUUAAUUUGACAUGAAUUUCAAAGGUAUUUGGAAAUUAUUAAAUUGUAUGCUACAUUUGGAGAAUUUGCCUUCCUAAGGGAAAUUUUUUAUGAAGUCUGAAUUGAAAGGGCUUAUGAUCUCAAACCAUUGCAUAAAGCUGGUAUAUUUUUUGGUAGAUGUCCUUUUAUGUUUAAUUUGCGAGUCAUGCGGAAGCUGUAGUUUCUGCAGGAGCUGUUACUAUAGAAGUGAAACACACUGCUACUAACCUGCCUACGUUAUUUUACAAACAUGCUUCUGCCACUGAUACAGGAAGAGACUGGCCUGAAAAUACAAAAGAUUACUUCAGAUAAUCAGUAUUUUGUGUACAUAUAAGAGUUAAAAUUGAAAACCAAAGGUAACAACAGGAAGCCCAGCGUAGUUUGGUGAUACAAAGUUGGUUCUAAUUCACAUCGUAAAUGAUGCGAUUUGUGCAAGCUCAGUAAGUCUUGUCGAAUAUUUACUGCCUUUUGACAGAAAAACCAAGAAAAGUUUCUCUACAUCUUUUUGUGGUGUUGCUUAAUACUGAUGUGGCUCAAAUUGCAUAGCUGUAAGCAAAGAGAUAAACACUUUUUUAUAGAGUAAAAACUGUAUGUAAUUUAAAAUUUUCUGUGAAUAUUUAUAUUUCUUCAGGAUUCUGACAGCUGUGACCCAUUGGACUUAAUUUACUUUAGUGCUUACAUGUAUGCGUGGGCCAUAUAAAAGAAAUGAGGAUUUCAAAACUUAACAAAAUUAAUUACAAAAAAUUCUAUAAAAAGUCGUGAUUGAAAGUUAUUUUUUAAAGUCCUUUUGAAAAUGGCUUCUUGGGUUUUCAAUUUAAACUUUUUGUUUAGUUAAUACGAAACAUUUCCCUACAUUUUUAUUUACCGUAAGAUCCUUUAUAUCAGUGAUGCCUUUCUGUCCGAGUGCCAAGUGAUUACUGCAUAGUGAUUCACAAAGUGUACCUCAAUAUAAUAGCAUUUUGUAAUUAUCUGGCAAAAGAGUGGACAAUCAUUUGGUGUUUGCCGUGCUUAUCUGCAGCAAUAACAAAGGAUUAAAUGCUUCCUCACUCCCGUGUUACAGUUCUCAUGCUUUCCCCGCUGGCUCACAUAGGCGAGAGAGUCAUGUUUAUACUGAAUAUAAGGUUCAGCAGAGACUACAGGAGGGAGCUGGUUAUUAAGAAAUCAAUGUAUGUCUCACAUAAGCAAAACCAGUGCCCUGUGCCAUAGUGAGUACUAUUAAACAGAAGCCUGUGGGGGGAAGGAUUAUGGCGUGUGAUUGAGACACCUGUUGAGAAAAUAGGCAACUAUUGACAACUCUGAUUCAUGACUGAGUGACUGCUCUGCUAGUCUUCACAUGAUCCCCACCGAGAGCGAGCCUCGACCGCCUGCUAAACAAGGGCUGUUUGAAGUUUCUUUUUAACAUUUCCAAGACGUUAAUUCAGCAGGACAUCUCCACUGGGGUUCUCGAUGUCACCAAAUCAGCAGCUGUUGAAAUCCAUUCACUUCAGCAUGAAAUGUUUGCAUAAGUUUUUUCUUUUUUUCUUUUAUUUGUGACAACAGCAAAGUAAAUAGAACCCUAAAAGUCCUGCACUGCUCAACUCGGGUACGUGUGAGAACAGCUUCUGGUUGCAAUUGUAGCUGCUAAGGCAAAAUGUUUAUUUGUAGAGAACAAUGACAAUUGGAGUAGUUUAUUAUGAUACACAUAAAAUCCUGAUUUUAAUAGACAUUUCUGUGACUUUUUUCCAGGAUAAACAUUCAGUUAAUUUUUGUACCAGCUGUCGAACUUCUGUAAAAAGGGUUUUGAAAUAGAAUUGUCUUUGUUUUUCAAUUAAAAAAAAGACCCUUAAAAGUCUAAAAGCAAAUGUUUCCUAUUUUUUCCAGUUAGCAAAUGAAACGUUCAUGGGUAGGAAAACAUUUUAUCUGACUCACAUUUCCCUGAGAAAACAGUUUGUAUCGUAGAAUUAGUUUAGUUUGAAGGAGAAACAGAACAAGGCAAGACAUGUAAACAUAUUACAAAGCUUACUUUGAUGUUUAAAUACUUUUUUUUUUCUUUUCCUGGCCAUCUGAAAAAAGGUGUGGUGAAUGUAGUCAAUUGUAAAUAGAAACUCUGUAUUUUCAGUCAGCUUCAUUGUUAAACCCGAGAACUGCUGACCACAUAUGAAGACUCACAGUCUGAGCCAUCCCUCGUCUGUUUAUUAAAUCUGGUAAAACUUAAGUGUAUUUUUACAAGUUCAUUAAUGUAUUCCAUUCUCUCUGAUGUAUUUUUUCCCACUAUUAUCAGAUUUCAUUAUAUGGGAGGAAUUAUCAGAUCAGCCCCAUUAUACAGCCGAGCAGCGUUAAGUCUGAUUGGAAUUUGGGCUUCCCUCCAUUUACAGGGGGAAUAUUGUGUAAAUCAGACUCUCGGGUUUCAGCGAGAGGCACAGGGCUGCACAGCAUCCAUUUGUCAAGUUGAUUGCACCUCAGCGAGGUUGCAUUAGCUUGUCUUUGAACAGAAGUGAAAUCCUAUGCGAAGCUCCCCUUUCUGUCAUUUACACUAACAUCCAUCCUCUUAAACCAAGGCCUCAGAGAAAAAACAAAGUGAUGGCACAAUAUAAUCAGUCACUCAGGUUGUCUGUCAUCUGUUUUCUUAAGGAAAUGACUUUUAAGUUAGUGGAGCAGAAAAUUGAAGAAAAUUAGCAGAAGGUUGUUGUGGAAGCAGGAGGAAUUUUUUAAAAUUACAGAUGUACGUAGAGAAGCUCAAUCGCUUACAGCAAGUAGAAAUGCUGGUUUUUAGUUUAGCGCUAACAUAAUGCCAGCAUACCCAACAAGUAAUAAUCCAACUUUUAAUGAAUAUUUAUUCAUAAACUUCAAUUGGGCUGUAAACGCACAAUAAAAGGCUGGUAUGCACAUUUUCAGCUUUUAUAUCAGUGACUGUGUUUUAUGAUGCUGAAUACUCAAAUAACCUGCACUCUUUUCCGCAUGUCAGGAAAGCUGCCUACAUAUCUCAGAAAUGUUAAGCUGCAAAGGCUGUUGUAAACAGCUCUGUGAGGAGGCUUGUAAGUUUUUUGAAAAUCAGAAAACUGGAUUUUUAUUCUGAUGCAAAUAGCAGCAGUAACUAACAUUACUUGUUUUAAGCUUAUGUACAAUUAAAUUCGUACAGUACUGUUGCAACUGUUCCUACAGGGCUAACGUGAAUGAAGAUAAGAUAAAGGUGUACAUUUUUCACAAGGUAAAAAGCACCACAUUUUAAUAUACUUCUUUUUCUCUCAUCCUCCUAAACUCUUCUUUUAUCUACUCUGGAAGUAAGUUUUUAAUUAGAGAUACUUUGGUUUUACUUCAAUCAGUAAGAAAAUCAGUUUUGUCCUGUGCAUUGUAAGAGAACAUUUUUCAGUGUGGUGUUUUUUUAAAGGAACGUUGUGCAUGGGUGUUUUAAGUUCGAGCAAAAUAGCACAUUCCUAGUUUAAAAUAAAAGCUGUGACCUCUUGCAACAAACUGGUGUGAAUUUUGAAUUUAUUUAGUUAUUUUGGAAUAGAUAUGCCUUCUAAAGUCUUUCUAGACAUGCAGUAAGUGAUGUGACUGGCAUCCGUCAAAUCUACUUCUUUUUCUCCCUUCUUCAUUCUGCUCAAGGGAAAAUUGCAUGUGGUCUUUAUUUGUUUAUGUGAUGCAGAUAUAGUAGUCUAAAUCUUACAGCUCCAUAAUAAAAAUAUUACUGAUCUUGGUUGGGAAGCCUGUUUUCUUAUACGUCAUUUUCCUUAUAUUCAUUUUUGUCCAUUCUUUUCUGCUAGACGUAGAGGCAUAAAACCUCACAAAACAAGUGAGGUUAUUAAACUGCUUCAUCUUAACAUGCCUUGGAAGCUUUAGAUACAAUAUGAUAUGACAAUACAAAAUUCUGAUAUUGAUUUAUACAAAUGUAGUGGCACAUUGUCACUUGGAAAGAGAAAGGAAAUGCGGAAAAAAAAAAAUGUUACUAUCUUAAAUAUUAGGCAAAGCAUAUUUUUAUAAUUUUCAUGCAGAACUAUAGCUUGCAGUUAGUUUAAUUUUUCAGUAAGUAUUAGAUUUUUCAUAUGUCCCUUGAAGAAAAGUUAAAUUGGCUUCACAGUCUUGAAAUCACUUAAAUUUGAAUAGUUUUACUCAACAGAAAUGUUAUAUACACUAAAGUUAGUCAGAUAUGUAAGGGUUUGCAGGAUCAGAGCGUAAAUGGAUCCACGUUUCUCCUCAAAAAUAAGUCUUAAAAGAUUUUGGAAGGAAAGUAAUUUUGAACACAGCAUGUAAACUUAUAUAAAAAGUUACAGAUUAUAGAAAGUACGCUGCUCAUGUAACUCAUGUUUCAUUAAGAUGUAUAUUACUCAAGGUUGUGAUAUGAAGAUGAUAAUGGCUGCAUUUUACACUGUUUUCCCUUUUAUAACCUAAUGUUAACAUUUAGGAAUUUGGGAACUUGAGAGCCCUAGUAGAUCAAUCUUGAUUAGUUUAUUUUUCUUUGUAAAGAUUUUGAUAGCCUGGUAAUGCUUUUGUUUGAAAGAGUAUUCUUUACUUCCUCUUGUGGGGGAUGAAAUAUUGUUACACCCAGCUCUUCCUCUGAAAUAGUGAAAAACAAUUUAGGUAACUGAAUCUUUGAUGAGGAGAACUUAGCUUGGAAAGUCUGGCAUUUAAUUGCCCUUUUACUCAUAAUUCUUCUGCGUUUAACCUCAAAGGUGAUUUAAAAAGUUACAUCUUAAUUGCAUAGCCUCGUUCAAUCAUUAGUACUUUGCCUUGCAGCAAUUUAUUACGACUUUAUUUCCCUGAACCAUCAAUGAAGAUGAUGCUGAAUUUUAUAUUAGCCAAAUGUCCUUUUGAAAUGAAUGUGGUAAUAUAGAUUUUAUGCACGCUUUUUCUAGUUUAAUAUUGGUGUUACAGAUUGGGGCUGUAGGUAUAUCACAACUGCUGAAGUAAUUUAGAGAAUGCUGUGUGUAUUGCUUCAAGUGCUGAUGCCAAAGAUUUAUCUCAAAAUGUGCAUCUGCAAGAGGAAAUACUAGCAGGGCAUUCUCUGUUGUGCUCCUCUCCAGCUAUUUUUACAGCUUACUCACACAGUGUUUUCCCCUUUGAAGAUAAUAGUUGGGCUCCUGUUGUGAGGAAAGCACUGCGGUCAGAUGGGAGAGGAGAUGGGGAACUGGGCACAAGAGAGCUUUGCCACAAAUGCCACCAUUAACAUUGGGCAAGUCGCCCUUUAAAUUGUAUUCUUCUUUCAUAGCAGUCUUUUGGAGACUCCUACAUUCUUAAAAUUUUUAAGGGCUCCAGCUACUAGGGCUAUGAAAUACCAAAAAUCCCUUGUGUCGGUGCAAGAUCAAGGUAGAGUUCAUCAUGAGCAUCUUCCUGUUGUGUUCUGUAAUUCAUAUGCAUAGAUAUUUAAAUAUGCUGGAUAGAAAGCGUGGAGAUCCUUUAUGCUCAUAAUGUCAUUAUUUAAAAAUUAACCUCUUUUCCAUAUAGGAUACAGAAUUUGGGUAGUUUCUAUGCAAAUUCUCACAUUAGAACUGGCAGCUGCUGGCACAAGCACUUCUUGCACAAGGCUGAGAGAGGUUUCAAUGGAUGAGGCUACUCUGAUGAAUACUUAAAGCCAGGUGUGCUGACGCCAGUGCCAAAAGUGCCAUCCUGCCUUCCCUCCACUCUUGGCUGCUCAUUCCUGACCCUCUACCAUGCUUUCCUUUGAGCUAUUGCAGCUGUUUAUCCUGCCAGCAGCGAGGGAGAGGAGGCGACCGCUUCCUUUGCUCACAGCGCUGGCACAGCCAGCACAAGUGAUGGUCUGGCUGUGGACUCUGGAGCCAGCUCAGAGGGGUACGUUAGGCAAACCAGAAGGGGCUGCACAACAUCCCAAAAAUGCAAAUUUUUGGCAUGCGUGUUUGGGUGAAAUACUGUGGAACUUGGUGGAUGUUCCAUCCUUCCUUUAAAGAACAGGUAAGCUCAUGCUUACAGUGGUUCAAAUAACAGCAGCCUCCACUCUCACCCCAGGCACAUAUCACCCCCCAAAAAUAUACAGGUAUGGGGGGUGCAGCGGGACUCAGGCAUUUGAAUUAGAUGGAAGGGUAUGACUGGAUAUUAAAUUAAUCUGUAUGAAAAUCAGGUAUA
Columba livia (rock pigeon) is the source of this 19178-nucleotide messenger RNA. It is a transcript of the gene STAU2, whose product is annotated as staufen double-stranded RNA binding protein 2. The transcript is spliced from 14 exons. Gene Ontology annotation, cellular component: cytoplasmic stress granule; neuron projection; neuronal cell body. Lineage: Eukaryota; Metazoa; Chordata; Aves; Columbiformes; Columbidae. Gene Ontology annotation, molecular function: mRNA binding; double-stranded RNA binding. The coding region runs from base 159 to 2114 and encodes 651 amino acids. Gene Ontology annotation, biological process: germ cell development; protein localization to synapse; anterograde dendritic transport of messenger ribonucleoprotein complex. The record is from RefSeq and is a predicted model, not a curated record.